GUAACAUAAUUUAAUUUUCUAUCUGAUGUUAUAAGUUUCAAAACAUGACUAAUGGGGGAACAUUACGAAAUUCGAUGUUAAAAACUGCUGACCACGAUUAUACACCCACAGCUGCUCACGGUUUCGUGUACUGCAAAUGCUGCUAAUAUAGUUCUGACGCUAGCAGACGCACGUUUUUGCAUUCAAUUGGCUGCCACGGUGUUCCAUGUGAUGAUAGAGAACAUCCCUGGUUUUCGACCUUUCUGUGUUGUGUAUAUUUGUUUAUUAGGCACAUUUCAAUUUCAAUUCAAAUUUGAUUUUGGUUCUCUCACUUCUGUGGGUCUUGGAGUUGUGGAUAUAUUUUGUGGAGCGUGGAGCAUCGGAGAUUUGUGGAGUAUUGAAUUGACCUGGUGUCAGUAUUCUUUGGUGUUUUUUUAUAGAUAUUUUCAUAGGCUACAAUGCCACCAGGAAGACCACUGACCAAGACCAAGACAGUGCUCAUGCCCGAAUCAUCGGCAACACAGGAUGGCAAACUUCGCCUCCCCUGGCUUGUAUGAAGCCUUGAUUUCCAUUUAAGGAAGUAAGUCUGUGCCCAAAUGGAUGAUGCACGUGUUGGGCAUUUUUGCAAAACAAAGCGGUUGAAAGGGUUCAUUUGCCGAGGCUGUAUGAAGUACGCCAAGCAAUGUCAUGCUGAUGGGGAGACACUGCCCGCCAGUGGACGGAGGCCCGGCGACGGACGCUGGCUCAGUGGCCAACAGUGGUCCGCCAGCCGGCUGAUGGUGGCUCGCCGACCGACGCCGGCCCGUCGGCUGACCACGGCAUUCCGGCUGAUGGUGGCCCGCCAGCCGACGGAGGUCCGCCGGCCAUUCGUGGCACGCCCGCCGACGGCAGCUCGACGACACGUCCUGGCUAUGCCACCCCCAAGAUUACUUCGCCCCCCAGUCCAUAGGUCACCAGUUGCGGGCGCUUCAUCUGACGGUGUCGUCCGACGGCUCCACGGUGACCAGCGCCGCCACUGCGGAAACCAUCCGACCCCGAAAAUGCUGCUAGCCGUACACGAACAAAGGGCGCCGGGCACCCAGGACCAGCGCCCUGCUCCGAGGCGGUGUCCAAAGAAGGCUGCACAGUGCACUUGCUGUGCUAAGGCAUAGUGCGCGCUGACUGAUAGGAACAAAUGACGGUCAGUUAUCAGAUUUCAGUAUGGAACUCAAGAUGGUCGGAGCCGACCUGGCUCGGUGGAUGGUGUGCCAGGGUUGAUUAAGUGUCGAAAGGAGUGAGACGCCCAGAUAUGUGAAGGAUACGUCGAUACGAGCCCCGGCUUCGACUCCCCGUCCCAAAACGAUGUUGGUUGUGAUUGGAGGAUUCCCCCCCCCCCACCCCCACCCGCCCCCGAAUUUGUGCUAUGUAAUAGGACGAUAAUAUGUCGUGGUCUCAUUCUGGCUCGAUAUGGUAAUAGGUACUUAAUUGGACAGAUGCUGAUGGUAUUGGUGGUGGAUGUAAAUGGCAGGUUUGGCGAGCGCGAAUUAAUAAUCGUGAGAGCACUAGCUGCAAUCAGUCGCGCGCUUAUUGCUGAGCACCUGUGAGCAAGAAAAUUAUAUGAAUGUGGUAGUUCGUCGUGAAAUCUGUGUACUUUUGGAUUAAGCUGUCAGAACAUAAGUGUAUUUUUGCCGUGUCCACUGCAGCUCUGAAACAGAAACAUGGA
Molecule: messenger RNA, 1681 nt
Organism: Amphibalanus amphitrite
Lineage: Eukaryota; Metazoa; Arthropoda; Thecostraca; Balanomorpha; Balanidae
Exons: 3
Coding region: 576-1130 (184 amino acids)
Source: RefSeq, a predicted model, not a curated record